AUGGAAAAUAACUUUGACAUUCCUACAAAUUAUACAUCUCCUACCUGGCCUUCUCUUUACUGGCCUUUUAGCACUGCGAAUUACUUGUACUACGAAAGCGAUAUUUGGAAAUUCACUGCUAUUUGGACCAUAAUAUUUUUUACAUUCAUAUAUGGUUUCGCGGGAUUGUGUACUUGGGCAGUUUUUCGUAAAUAUCGAUGGUCAUUUUUAAUUCCAAUAGGAUUCAUUAUUAUAGCGCUGUUAACGGGACUUAUUAAUAGUGUGAUAAUUG
Racocetra persica is the source of this 271-nucleotide messenger RNA. The record is from the annotation of a GenBank genome assembly. Lineage: Eukaryota; Fungi; Glomeromycota; Glomeromycetes; Diversisporales; Gigasporaceae.